Cydia amplana is the source of this 1270-nucleotide messenger RNA. RefSeq lists its product as uncharacterized. The transcript has 4 exons. The record is from RefSeq and is a predicted model, not a curated record. NCBI's taxonomy places the organism in Eukaryota, Metazoa, Arthropoda, Insecta, Lepidoptera, Tortricidae. The coding region runs from base 143 to 1270 and encodes 375 amino acids.
CUUUUGCUUGUUGCCUUGUUUGUUGGUGUUACUGUUUUUUAUGUUGUGAAACCACAAUGCGAACUGAUUGAUCGAUUUCCACGUUUUACAUUAAAUUUUCUUGUGUAAGCAAUUGUAUAACAGCAGUUCAAACACAAUUAAAAUGAUGGAUGACGCGAUGGAGAUGUCCUUAGAUGACAUCAUAAAACAGAGCCAAAUUGGCAAAACGAACCAAGGGAAAAAUCGGAACUUUAACCAGGGUGGAAAUAAACCCUAUAACCAAGGGGGAAACAAGAAUUUUAACCAAGGAGGGAACCAAAAUAAUAACCCGACAAGAAACUACAAUAAUCAAAAUGGAAAUAACCGGAAUUUUAACCACGGCAAUAGAAACGGUCAGAUGAACCAUGGUGGAAAUCAAAACCACAAUGGUAUGAACCGGAAUAACCAGGGUGGUAUGAACCGGAAUAACCAGGGUGGCAUGAACCAAGGCAACCGUAACUGGAAUCAGGGGAACAUAAACCGGGGACGGUCUCAGUCACGGGCAAGAUCACGCAGCCGCUCGAGAUCCAGAUCUCGCUUCUCUCGCGAGGGUUCCCAACCACGCUCGCAGCGCUCUCAGUCCCGCGCGCGCUCUAGAUCUCGCCGGGGCUCGAGAUCUCGAUCUCGCUCGCGCUCGAGGUCUACGUUCACGCCGCGAGGUCGCGCCGGGCUGGAUGAGCCCGUUAGCGGCAUUCCUGACUUAGUGCGUGUUGGGAAUUAUUCAGGUGGAUUCCAGAACCGAAACAACCGACAAAACUACAACUAUAGACAAAACUCACACUCAAACUACGACUCUGACUUGACCGUGAGCAUAGGCAACAAUUUCGCUCAGCGACGCAACGGGAACUACCUGAACAAAAAGUCGCUUAACCAGCUCAACAACCAAUAUAACCAAGGUUACAAAAAAGGACCAGGCUCCGUCGGAUCCAAUAGAUCCAACUACUCAAAUAGAUCCAAUCGCUCAAAUAAAUCGUUCAACAACUCAAAUAAAUCGUUCAACAACUCAAAUAAGCCGUUCAACAACUCAAAUAAGUCGUUCAACAACUCAAAUAAGUCGCUCAACUCCGAUAAAUCGUUCGGAAAUCAACAAAAACAGCCGUUUGCGAAGCAAAUGUUGAAUCCGGAGCUUCAGAAAGAAAUAGCAUCUAUUCAGAAAAAGAUUCCGGGGACUAUAGUUAUUCCCAGCGGAGUAAAUUUUGCUCCGACACCGGCAACUACAUUAAUGACGUUACAUGAGAGAUUUGGAUCAUAA